This is a messenger RNA of Suillus discolor, 1767 nucleotides long. RefSeq names its product cytochrome P450. The transcript is spliced from 15 exons. Bases 1 to 1767 code for a protein of 588 amino acids. Gene Ontology annotation, molecular function: iron ion binding; oxidoreductase activity, acting on paired donors, with incorporation or reduction of molecular oxygen; heme binding. The record is from RefSeq and is a predicted model, not a curated record. NCBI's taxonomy places the organism in Eukaryota, Fungi, Basidiomycota, Agaricomycetes, Boletales, Suillaceae.
AUGAUCACACCCGGAAUCUCUUUCCUUGGUCGCAUAGUCGUAUCGACAGGCGCUAUAUAUUUAGGCGCUGUCUGCUUAGCGCGAUUCGCGACAAAGUUGGGUAUAUCCUUGCCACCAUGGAUUUUACUGCUGGGUGCGACCAGUAGUUUACCUAUCGGGUUUGCAUUGCGCAUUUUGUACUUGCGUAUCAUUCACCGCCGACAAGCUGCAAGGAUGGGUGCCCGCCUGGCGCCCCCUAUUAGGGGCAAACGAUUCGGUAACCUCGACGUCAUGCUCAAACUGGUUGAACGAUUCGAUAAUGGCUAUCCUGGUGAUGGACUGGUAGAGAUCAUCGCAGAGUUGGGAACGUGCUUUAACCUCAAUGUCAUGUUCGAGAACGUCAUAUUUACCGCGGAGCCUAGUCACAUCAAGACUAUCUUAGCGUCCGAGUUUGAAAACUAUGUCAAAGGAGAUAAGUUUAGGCAUACGAUGUCAAGUGUUCUCGGAACGGGUGUUUUUAAUUCUGACGGCGAAAUGUGGAAAUUCCAUCGUUCUAUGACAAGGCCCUUCUUCAGCCAUGACCGAAUAGGUCACUUCAAUAUCUUUGAUCGUCAUGCAGAAGAUGCUAUCUCACAGAUGAAGGCUCGUUUCCGCUCUGGAUAUCCCGUCGACUUCCAGGACCUGAUAUCGCGUUUCACGCUCGACUCCGCCACGGAAUUUUUAUUUAACAAUUGCGUGCAUAGUCUUUCCGCAGGAUUACCUUACCCGCAUAACGUCGCAACGACGGAAGCCCUUACUGGGAAGGUAAAGAUAGCUGAAAACUUUGCCAAGGCGUUUGCAGAUGCACAGACAAUUAUCGCCCAACGUCCCCGCAAAAGUUGGGUCUGGCCCUUGUUUGAGAUCUUCAAGGAUAAAACCACUGAACCUAUGCGAAUCGUGAACUCGUUCAUUGAUCCGAUCUUAAAAGAGGCUAUCGCCAAGAAGCAAUCGCAUGCCAAUGAAGAAAAGGAUGUUGAUAACGAUGAUACGACAUUACUGGACCAUCUUGUCCAGAUGACGACAGAUCCUGUGGUACUGAGAGAUGAAAUCUUGAACAUCCUGAUCGCCGGAAGGGACACGACUGCUGGGACGCUUACUGUUGCCAUGUAUCUACUCUCCACGCACCCGCAUGUGAUGACCCGCUUGAGAGAGGAGAUUAUGACACAAGUUGGACCUACCGACAGGCCGACUUACGAUCAGAUUCGUAGUAUGAAGUACCUUCGCGCUGUUCUUAACGAAACUAUGAGGGUUUUUUCUCCUGUACCUUUCAAUGUUCGCGCAAGUGUCAAUGCAUCCACUCUACCUGCAACCAACCACUUGGAUAAGCCAAUUUACGUCCCCCCAAAGACAAGUAUCACCUACUCCGUUUUUCUAAUGCAUCGCAGAAAAGAUCUUUGGGGUCCUGAUGCCGAUGAGUUCGAUCCCGACCGCUUCCUCGAUGAACGGUUACAUAAGUAUCUUACGCCUAAACCUUUUAUCUUCCUCCCCUUCAACGCCGGCCCCCGCAUCUGUCUUGGGCAACAGUUUGCUUACAACGAAAUGUCAUUCAUGCUCAUCCGCCUCCUCCAAUCAUUCUCUUCUAUCACUCUCCACCCAGAAGCACAACCCCCACACACUCUUCCGCCUGCUGAUUGGGCUCAAGCAGAGGGUCGCAAAUCACGCGAAAAGUUCUGGCCGAAAGUACAUUUGACGAUUUAUGCUCAUGGUGGUCUAUGGGUCCGCAUGGCCGAAGCUGAGAACGCUAAUUGA